Penicillium canariense is the source of this 717-nucleotide messenger RNA. RefSeq lists its product as uncharacterized. Lineage: Eukaryota; Fungi; Ascomycota; Eurotiomycetes; Eurotiales; Aspergillaceae. The transcript has 3 exons. The coding region runs from base 1 to 717 and encodes 238 amino acids. The record is from RefSeq and is a predicted model, not a curated record.
AUGAUGACAUCUACCUUUUUGAUCACUGUCAAUGCCUUCCUGGGCCUUGGAAUAGGCACAAUGGCUUUACCCCAAGCCUCAUUCAUCGGGACGUCAACUACUCCUGCACGUCAACUUCCGAGUAGUACUCCGAGUAGUACGGCCGGAGUUGUCCCGUCCCUCGCAGAAUCUGUUCUCAGCUCCUUGCCUAUUAUCCCAGUUGAAGGAGACAACUCUGUCGCGAUAGUCCAAGCCACCAACGCUUCUCUCCUUGAAACGCACCCUGAAAUCGAUGUUGAACCAAGCAAUGACCUUCCUCAAUUUCCUUCUAAUCUCACUCGGCGCGAUCAAUGUAUUGGAGGACCCUUUUCGUUCCCGAUCACUCCUUGGACCAAUGUCAAGCUGCUUACCGAUCGCGUCUGCGAUUUCUGGUUCCCUAAUAACCAAGUCUUCUAUGUGCCCGCCCCGCUUCCCUCACCAGGAUAUGUGCUUGUCAAGAUCCCCUUCGGACCAUCACUUCCCACCUUGAGCCUGAAGUACCAAACUGUCAAUCCUUCGCCGGUGACGGAUCUAUUUACACCUCUCACCAGCACUAUUUGCAAGAAGCGCUUUGACAGCAUCCUUGCCUUCGCAACUUCGCCAGGGAACUUCCAAUGCCCUGCACCUCCCAAUGUGCAUGCAGGGAAUGACUGUGAUGUGACCAGCAGAGCGGCCUGUUUCUCCUUCGAAUUAAACUAG